AUGAUAAAGAUCGAGGCUGGAUUUGCUAUUCGAGGAAUGUCAGCUGAAGUAGCUAUUGCCCUUCGAGCCUCUUUUGUUAGACCUAGAGCCAGGAGACGCAUCAUUUCCGAAGAUGAAGCUGAAAUUUCUCCUGCCCGUGCCUCCUCUCCUGUUAAUAUUGUUUCCGAUGAUGAAACCAUUCCAAGGGACACCAUUGAAUCCACUCAAUGUCUCUUCGCUGACGGUUUCGAAAGUGGUGAACUAGGUCCGGUUUUAGAUGAAGUUCCUCUUUCCUCUUCCAUUCUUAUUCCUUCUAUUCCUCCUUUGGUUUCAAGUACAUCUUUGCCCAUUUUAUCUGUUCCUGCUUCUUUGCCAAUUUCUGCUCCCUUACCUGCUUCGACUCCUGUUGUUUUCACCUCUUCCACCGUUCCUCCUUCUAUAGCUCCCCCUUCCUCCGUUCAGCAUGCUGAGGAGGGUUCCAGUAGCAGAAAAAAGAAGGCCCGUGAAUCUGAUAAGACUAUUCUCGAGGCUGAGAGGGUAGCUAAGGAAGCCCAGCUGGAAGCAACUAAUUGGAAGGAACAGUUUAAAAAUGCUCAAGAAAUGAUAAAGGAAUUGCAAGAAAGCAACCGUAACCUGGAGCAGCAAAAGCGGACUCUGACUUCUGAAUUAGUGAAAGCCAAGACUUCUUCUAGUAAAGCCGAGAAGGACAAGGAGCGCCUUGAGUGUUCCUUUUCAGAGCAAUUCUCAAAGUCAAGUGAAGAAAUCAGAGAACUUAAGGCACUCUUGAACAAGAAAGAAGAGUAUGCAGGAGAGUUAGUACAAAACUUGACUCAAGCUCAAGCUGAUUUGAAGAUCUCCUCUGAUAAGGUUCGUGCAUUAGAGAAUGAAGCUCCCGUGGCUGAAGAACCUUUAAAUGAAGAAGCCGCUGCUGUGGCAAUUGAAGUUGAAAAUGUUGCAAUUCCAGCUCCCAAUGGUGAAACUUCUAUGAAUCAGUUUGAAGAAGCUGAAGCUUCCGUGACUCUUGCUCCCCUCGAUGAAUCUAACAUUUCAAUCCCAGCUGAAACCACUUCUGUUGCAGUUUCUUCAAAAGUUACCGUUCCUGAAAGUGAAGCUGAUAUCACAACUUCUGAUGUUCCAGCCCCUCAGUGA
Messenger RNA from Nicotiana attenuata, 1128 nucleotides. RefSeq names its product SH3 domain-binding protein 5-like. The record is from RefSeq and is a predicted model, not a curated record. NCBI's taxonomy places the organism in Eukaryota, Viridiplantae, Streptophyta, Magnoliopsida, Solanales, Solanaceae. Bases 1 to 1128 code for a protein of 375 amino acids. The transcript has 5 exons.